GAUUUGCAGCGCACUGGGAGCUCGUUUUUUUUUUUUCUUUUCACGCUCUAUCGCUGGUGGUUUAAAAGGCCAAGCUUGGUUCCUCUUCUGUCACACCGAUAUUUUUGUUAUACUUUAGAAAAACCCGCUUUUGGCUCAGAGCGAAGCUUGGCGAGGGCAACAAAAUAAACCACGCGGGGUAAGCAGCACAAAAACACCAAAUAGUGGACUGAAAAAAGCAUGCGCUUUUUGUUUUCUUUUUUUUUUUUUUCACUUCGUUUGUUCGGGUUUCAUAAAUUUGUACUUUUUAUUAUUAUUGUUAAUGCUACAAUGACUGGCACGCUGCAUUCAGAGGACAAACAGGUGUUUCCAGACAGAAAGACAUCGUUGCGGCGACCCACUAACACGCAGACACAUUCAGCAGGGCUGAAGAGCAGCAGCACGCGCCGGUUCGACCGCCGAAACACUCCCAUUCGCAGCGGAACCAAAACAACACCAACAACACCGUCGGCGGCCACGACACACGCCGAGUUUACAUUCCGGUCCUCGCCGACAUCGCCGGGGAUCAUACAGCAGCAGCAGAAACUGGAGUCAGUCGGGGCAGCGCUCCUGCCGUCGCUGACGCGGCGGGCGACGGUGACAGAAGAGAAGAACCGGCAGGCCGGGACGGUGCGGCGACGCACCAAGGAGCUGGCGCUGGCAGACGCAAGCGUGACGCGCAGCAACACUCGGAAGAAGCGGGCGAGCGAGAUCAUCGAGGAGCCGGUGGCCCGCAACAUGUACGAGAUCCCAAAUGACAACGAAAACGACGGACAGUAUGCAAUGGAGUUCUGGCUCAAUGCGCUGGUGGCAAAGCCGCAUACAAACUUCUUCGGGUACGAGUCGUCGAUUGGGCCCAUCUGCAUCUCAAUCAGCACGCGCGAGUCGCACGAGUGCUAUAAGGCGCUGGUGCGUACGCCGUUCAAGUUCGGGGUGGUGUUUGUGCCAACAAUGGUCAUUGACGAGCCGAUCUUCGGCACCGACUUGGACCGGCUCUCGAGCCCCACUCCGCAGAAGAUAUUGCUGUACCAUGCGCUGCGGAUUUACUUCCAGCAGGCCGACGAGGAGCGGCGUGGGUAUCUGGUCACAGCGCUACGCAACCGCCGGCUCACCACCGAGAACGCCAGCCGCGCCGAUGCUGCAGCCCUCAAAUCAGCAGACGCAUGGAGCCAGACGGCGCCCGCCCGGCAGGCCAUCAAGUCGGCGGGUGCUAAGCGGUCGACGGAGCUGAGGCGCGAAGAAAUCAGCAGCUUCAUGGACAGUCUGUUUACCAGCGACAGCCCGACGCUCAAUGCGCCGGUGCGCGAGCGGCGGGCAGCCAUUGGCGCUACGGACGCAGGCGACGACCCGGUGCUGAAGGCACAAAUAGACGUGUUCCUGGCCAACGAGCGGUAUGCGCGGGAUCUGGCCGUGGCCACCGAGAGCCUGACCGAGCUGCGCGACGAGCACCUGAAGCCGCUGCUGCGUAGCCUGGAGCCCAAGCUGUACCGCCGCCGGCUGCGCAUUGACUUUGUAGUGGAGGGAGCGCAGGAUCACGUGCAGCUCUCCGGCACAGCGGCUCCGCACCGGCGGUUCCUGCGGACACUGGAGCGAGCCAGCGCGCGCAUGCGCGGCGACGCUGACGCAGCACAUGCAGGUGACUCGGGCGACGGCUCAGCUAAGCACGGCACAACGAAGAGCAAGGCGCGGCGGCAGAAGACCAAGGCGGAGCUGGAGGCGAAGCGACGCAAUGUGAUCAUGGAGCUGAUCAGCACCGAGCGCAGCUACGUGGCCAAGCUGCGGGCGCUAAUUGACAUCUACGCAGUGCCGCUGCGGUCAGCAGCGCGGUCAGCCAACAAUGCGCUGAUUCCAGCAUACGACGCACACGUGAUCUUUGGCAAUAUUGAGCGCGUAUACGAGGUCAACGAGCGGUUCCUGGGCGACCUGGAGGCAUGGCACCGCGGCGAGAUGGAUCCAAAGGAAACCAUUGGGUCGCUGUGCCGUGACCACUUUGUGGACUUCCACGUGUAUAAGCGGUAUAUCAACGGCUACCACCACGCACUCGAGUGCUCGCGCGCGCUGGAGGCCAAGAGCCCACUGUAUGCUGGCUUUCUGCAGAAGGCGCGCGAGCGCGAGGAGUGCCGCAAGCUGGGGAUCAGCGAUUUGCUGAUCAUGCCUGUCCAGCGCAUUCCGCGGUACACGCUGCUGCUGACCGACCUGCUCAAGGCCGUGGCUGAGGACGACCCCGACUUCCAGCGCAUCCAGAUGGCGCUCGAGCGCAUCAACGAGAUCGGCCAGCUGGCUGACAACCAGAUCGCCGAGAGUGUUACUGAGCUGCACCGCAUUCAGACCACCGUCGACGGCUGCCCGCCCAACCUCAUCAGCGCAUCGCGUGAAUUCAUCGGUGCCGUCGAUGCGUCGGAGCUUGAUCUGACCACUGGCAAGCCCAGGAAGCCCAUGGCGCUGCUGGUGUUCUCUGAUCUGCUGAUGAUGGUCGAGCGGUACUGGCCGCCUAAGGGCCACGGCGACAUCCGUGUGACUGGCAAAUCCAGCACAGCCUCGUGUCCAGUGCAUGGCGCCGCAAAGAAGAGCGCCGAGGCCGCGUCGUGUACGUGCGGCUCUGGUGGCUCGCUGAGCACAGCAACAACUGCCUUCAUGGCCAGCGGCUCGGCAGCAUCUGGUGCGACAAAAUGGGGCCGGUUCGCUGGAUGGAUCGAUAUCAGCAGGAUCAGCGUGCUGGAGAAAAGCGUGGUGCCGGGAGCUACAGCCUUCUACGUUCUGCGGUACCCGACCAACGACGACCAGUCGGCCCUGGAUCCGCGUGAGGCGCGGCGCACGCGCGUGGGCACAGCCAGCGGCAAGAGCCAGCGAGGAUCCGAUGCAGGUUGAGUUUGCGCGUAUUCUGUAUCCCAGCGAGACGACCGAGUCGUAUGGCGACGCGGCGUACUGGCACCCACAGUCGCUGCACGAGUUCGAGGUCGACACGCCGCUGACGCGCGAUGCCUUUUUCGAGUUCCUCAAUACCGCCUGGGACCGCAGCGUCGCGCGCUGCUUCGAGUCUACCGGUGGCCUGAGCCGCCACGGCAGCAGCUCGAGCAGCGUCAAGGGCACUGGCACGGGCCGCCGGACCGUCAG
Messenger RNA from Linderina pennispora, 3132 nucleotides. RefSeq lists its product as uncharacterized. The transcript is spliced from 3 exons. Lineage: Eukaryota; Fungi; Kickxellomycota; Kickxellomycetes; Kickxellales; Kickxellaceae. Gene Ontology annotation, molecular function: guanyl-nucleotide exchange factor activity. The record is from RefSeq and is a predicted model, not a curated record. Bases 220 to 2886 code for a protein of 888 amino acids.